Monascus purpureus is the source of this 1974-nucleotide messenger RNA. Lineage: Eukaryota; Fungi; Ascomycota; Eurotiomycetes; Eurotiales; Aspergillaceae. The record is from the annotation of a GenBank genome assembly.
GUAAAUGGGAGUAGAACCGUGUCGUACUCUCUGAAGUCAUCGUCGUCGUUGUCAAUUGUCAACCGUGAAACUGUGGAUGCUGGAGAAAUAAUAAACCUGUUGCCUGGAUAAUAACACUCCGCAUACCUUUUCUCCACACACAGAGACAACCGACGACAGUCAUCGUCUGCGGGUCUCUGCUCUCUCUCUUCCUCCUAAUUUACUGACAUCCAGGGUCGCUAGGUUUUUCUCCUCACUGGUCCAUGUUCCGUUGAUUGACUGUUGGGUGCGCCAAGGUCGUGCCUUACAAAGCGUUGGGGGGAAAUAUUGCUGGCCUACAAACACAGGCGACAAGGAAUAUAUCCACUCAUCUGCCGGCUGAAUCAGUGGAAUCCAUUGCUGCAUCAACAUCGUUAUUCUCUCAAACAGGAAACAUAUGGCAUCCAGAAUGGCGGCAUCGGACGAAGACCAAGAAUCAGCCUACUUCAACACCAAUCCCCCACCCAAAGACCUCCCCAGGCACGAAGCCCUUGCUCGCGCAUUCAUCAACUACCAUGUCGAAGCCAACAGGCGUCUGGUGCUCGUCACUUCCGGAGGCACGACCGUACCAUUGGAGAACCAAACGGUGCGCUUCAUCGACAAUUUCUCCGCUGGGACUAGAGGCGCUACGUCCGCAGAGUACUUCCUACAAUCAGGCUACGCGGUGAUAUUCCUACACAGGCAGUUCAGUCUGCUUCCCUAUUCGCGACACUACUCGCAUUCGACAAAUUGCUUCCUCGACUUUAUGGACGAGGCACCCCCAGCGGGCGGAAACUCCGCCAGUGGCAACGGGCCCAUUGUCGUUCGCAGUGAGUACCAGGAUGAGAUGCGAGAUGUGCUCCGCAAGUACCGCUACGCCAAGCGAAAUAACCUGUUACUUCUGCUUCCCUUCACCACCAUCUCCGAGUACCUUUUCGAGUUGCGAUCGCUGGCGAAGCUGAUGCGGCCACUGGGCGCCAAUGCGCUCUUCUACCUCGCUGCGGCUGUGAGCGAUUUCUUCAUUCCGCGAGACCGUAUGUCAGAGCAUAAAAUUCAAUCGUCGGAGUUACCGGAGUCAUUUUCGUCAGGGAACGAGAAAGGUAACGAUGACAGUCUGGUCGACCCCUCGGAGAUCUACACUGGCGAAAACGAACCGACCCCCCCGACUAAGAGCAAGAAACUCAUCAUCAAUCUCGACCCCGUGCCAAAACUCCUUCACAGACUUGUCGACGGUUGGGCACCGGUCGGGAGCAUGAUCGUGUCCUUCAAGUUGGAAACAGAUCCAUCUUUGCUGGUGUACAAGGCUCGGACGGCUCUUCAGCGGUACUCACACCACCUGGUCAUCGGCAACCUCUUAUCUACGCGAAAGUGGGAAGUGGUUUUCGUCACGCUAGACGAGCCUUACGAGCGGUGGAUCCGCGUCCCCAAGUCCAAACGCAGCAAGAGUGCGUCAGGUGUGGAGGAUCAGGUCGGGCUCGCUGAAAGCAAAAAGCACCACAAGGACGAUGAGCGAGAAGAAGCGAAGCAGGGAACCGAGCACGGGGCUGUUCCCGAAGUUGAGAUUGAGAGCCUGAUCAUCCCCGAGUUGAUCAGGAUACAUUGGGAGAUGAUCACGAAUGCCGACGGGCACAAGGGGAAGUAGUUCCGGGUGCAGCGCAUGGGUCUACGAGAGUCUUGGAUAGUUAGUAUGAUGUUAAUGCCAUGUAUACGCUGUAGUAAUUAUCUAUGCUGUCCUGCAUAACCGACAGGAACUUCGACGGUGCGCUGUCCGUUGUACAGAGGAGAUCAGCAUGUAGGAUCUACAUCCCAACAUUAAGGGGGAUGUCGCAUAGAAGCUCUUGUCAGCAUCUUGGGUUCAUAACUUCAAUCAGAAUCAUCACACAAUGGCGAUGCAUCAGAUUUCUGAAACAAUAAAUGCGGGUAUGAAUCCCCUGAGUGGAGCAGCGUCUAGAGAGAAUGCCUGGCAGCGAGAGAGCG